Hydatigera taeniaeformis is the source of this 2433-nucleotide messenger RNA. Lineage: Eukaryota; Metazoa; Platyhelminthes; Cestoda; Cyclophyllidea; Taeniidae. The record is from the annotation of a GenBank genome assembly.
AUGGAAGGCCACACGAUGAGUGCACUGAACCCGCGCCCCGUGGGGAUGAACCACUUGGGUCGGGGCGCCUACACUACCUUCCGCUCACCGCCUCCCACCAUCUACUCUACUGCACGAUUCGACAACUUACCUUCAAGCCACCGCGGCAGCUUUGACAACGAAAUUUCCCUAGUAGGUGGCACCUUAUCGGUCUAUGUUAUGCUUCUGGGGCAACAGAAGAAUAACAGUCGAGGAGAGGAACUGUCAUUUCUCCUUAUAAAUAAUGGACUCCAAGCCGUAAUGAUACGCAUGAUAGAAAUAAUCGCUUCCGUCUUCAUUCCGAUCUUCCAGGUGUCCAGUCAGUUAGGGCAAACCAGACUGGGCGAGACCGCGCCUGAUUUGAUCUCUGCCCAAAUUCACUUCCCCAAAUGGUAUCACAGCACAACAGGCGCUAACGGUGGCAGUGGCUGCAGCGGUGGUAGCGGGGGAGGAGGCCAGCGCUCCUCAUCACUUAGUCCCAAACCCACCGAGCCGGCGGUGCAGCUGGCCUACCGACCGCCUACGCCGCAGGUGCAAGCACAGAUGCCGACACCGACACCAACGCAUCGGGGUAUCCUGAAAGGCCAGAGGCCUCCCUCUGAGGCAGGCGCUGAUUCACCUCGAGGCGGAUUCACUGGGCGUGGCUUCUGGGACAGUGUCGAACUCAGCAGCGAAGUUCACGACAGCUGUAACUCAAUCGCCUCCUCUAACCUAGGCGAUUCACUCUCACGCAAAACGGUCCGCUUCGCUGAUGGUAAACCGGCCAUGUCAAGCAGGACAACGCAAGUGCCCUAUGACUCGGUUCGAGGCCCCACAGUUCGUACGAACGGUGCCAUAGCUCAGGGCAUAUACGAAUGGGAGCCAGAAGAGGGUCUAAUGAUUCCCGGUCGAACUGCAAGAGACCUCAAUAAGCCGCCUAGACCACCGAAAAUGCGUCCCACUCACCGACUUGAGCGGCGCAUCACUACAGACUGUGUGGGCCUACCCCCACGAAUUGGCUACCCACCAACAGGUGAGAGCGAAACUGGCACUACGCCAUUAUCAUCACCAUUGGAAUACAUCUCGUUGGGGAGUCUUGGGAAUGCAGCAACACCGACAGGGUCCAUGGAUGACUCCUAUGCCAACUACGAAAGCAUUUACCGCAAUCGAAGUCGACGAAUGUCAGAAAGUGGGGCGGUGGAGAGGAUAGACAGCCAACGUCUGGACGUCCUCAUGAGGCCCUACAUGACCUCAACGAACCCUGAGGCGCCAACUGUAUCUUCGCCACACCCGCCUCUGCUUCCUCCCUCAGGUUCUUCUGGUGGUCCCAUCUAUCGAACGGAGGUCAAGAUCACCGAUUUGCAACCACCGCCACCAUCACAGUCAGCACCUCCUUCCCCUCCCCUACCAUCAACGUCCUCAGCUCCGCUUCACUUUGUCUACACCGUCAAACCAUCACCUCAUCGACGUGUUGUCGAUAGUGAUAUCGAGGACAGCUUCGACAGGAUCGACCCCGGGUUCGUGGAUGAUACAACAUUGAGACCGCGCUCUCUCCAGAGCCUCACAACUCCUCUAACACCGCGAGUUCUAGGGCCGGCCAGUAUCCCUAUCCCCUCAUUUGGGAAUGCCAACCGAGGCACGCUACCGCCAAGGCUAAUGAACAGUCGCGAGCAGCGGGUGAAGCAGCAGGUGCCAACACAGACGCAGCAAACAAAAAGGCAUCAUCCUUUGCGGGUGGAGGUGUCUCAUGUAGGCUGCGAACUCUCUAAUACCUUUCAGCCAGCAGUAUCAAGGCCUGUUCCCCUCCUAAAUGGUAAAUCAGUGUUUCCACUAAAUGGACCGCCUUUCACGGAUGGUACUCGCCGUCGAGGCAACGGUGCAGCUGAAGGGCAUCAAUCGGCAGACUUGAAAACAGGCAGCCUUGAUCGAGACGGAGUGUGGCGGCCAAACCGCCUACCCAUGAACCUUGGCGUUGUCGGAAGCAGUGCAUCGCCAGCGGCACAUGAUCUGGCCUACGCGCCCUCACCCUUCUUUGAUGACCUGGUAAGUGGUCGUCUGCGAUCUGAUCGCCAACAUCAUCGCCACUCAGAACGCUUCUUCUCGCCAUUUGGCACUGGCAGUGGAGGUUACGAGGUGCCCAUUUUCGUGGUGCGUCCCACCGCCACAUCUACUUCCACUCCUUCCUUUCGACGUCGGAACCUCUCGCCCAGCAGCAGCAGUUCUCAAAGAGGUGCGUUUUCAGAUUUUGUUGGCGUCACUUCCGUGCCAACAUUGGGCAAGAUCUACCAGCAGGAGAUCAUAAUUAUAGUGCUCAGUCACCUUCAAAUGCUUUGGAGGGUUCGCGAGUCCAACAAAUACACGAUUGAUAUGUAUAAGGCAUUGGAUGUCACAGUCAAUGUUGCCUGCAUUUAUUCCUAUUCGAGUGUAUUACCGUAA